AUGCAGAAAUUUAUUGAAGCAGAUUAUUAUGAACUGGACUGGUAUUAUGAAGAAUGCACAGAUGUUUUAUGUGCUGAAAGAGUGGGCCAGAUGACUAAAACAUACAAUGACAUAGAUGCUGUUACACGUCUUCUUGAAGAGAAAGAACGGGACUUAGAAUUAGCUGCUCGGAUUGGCCAGUCACUGUUAAAAAAGAAUAAAUCACUGACAGAAAGAAAUGAGUUCCUGGAGGAGCAAGUAGAACACAUCAGGGAAGAGGUUUCUCAGCUGAGGCAUGAGCUCUCCAUGAAAGAUGAGCUGCUCCAGUUCUAUACCAGUGCUGCUGAAGAAAGUGAGCCAGAGUCCAUCUGUUCCACCCCGCUGAAGAGGAAUGAAUCUUCCUCCUCUGUCCAGAACUACUUUCAUUUGGAUUCUCUUCAGAAGAAACUCAAGGACCUUGAAGAGGAGAAUGUUGUACUUAGAUCUGAGGCCUGUCAGCUGAAGACUGAAACAAUUACUUACGAAGAGAAGGAACAACAGCUUGUCAACGACUGUGUAAAAGAGCUAAGGGAUGCAAACAUCCAGAUUGCCAAUAUCUCCGAAGAGUUAGCAAAGAAAACUGAAGAUGCUGCCCGACAGCAAGAAGAAAUCACCCAUCUGCUCUCUCAGAUAGUCGAUCUACAGAAAAAGGCAAAAGCUUGUGCAGUUGAAAAUGAGGAACUUGUGCAGCAUUUGGGAGCAGCUAAAGAUGCCCAGAGACAGCUUACAGCAGAGUUGCGAGAGCUGGAAGACAAGUAUGCAGAGUGCAUGGAAAUGCUUCAUGAGGCUCAAGAAGAGCUGAAAAACCUUAGGAACAAGACUAUGCCAAAUGCCAUAUCACGUCGGUACCACUCUCUUGGUCUCUUCCCUAUGGAUUCUUUGGCAGCGGAGAUAGAAGGGUCAAUGAGGAAAGAGCUGCAUUUAGAUGAACCUGACUCUCCUGACUUGGCUCAUCAGAAGCGGGUCUUCGAGACAGUGAGAAAUGUUAACCAAGUUGUCAAGCAGAGAUCCAUGACUCCGUCGCCAAUGAAUAUCCCAGGCUCUAACCAGUCCUCUGCUAUGAACUCAGUCAUUUCUAGCUGUGUCAGCACUCCACGUUCGAGUUUCUAUGGGGGAGACAUCUCUAACAUCAUGAUAGACAACAAGACCAAUAGUAUCAUCUUAGAGACUGAAUCCUCUGACAAUGGAAAUGAAGACAGGAUGAAGAAGCCUGGAACUCCGGGGACUCCAGGCUCCAGUGACCUAGAGACUGCCCUUCGUAGGCUGUCCCUCAGGCGGGAGAAUUACCUCUCGGAGCGGAAGUUCUUCGAAGAAGAGCAGGAAAGGAAAUUGCGGGAACUGGCAGAAAAGGGUGAACUCCACAGUGGUUCCGUUACCCCGACAGAGAGCAUCAUGUCACUGGGAACUCACUCCAGAUUUUCAGAAUUUACUGGAUAUUCAGGAAUGUCUAUCAGCAGUCGCUCCUACCUGCCAGAAAAGCUUCAGAUUGUGAAACCACUAGAAGGUUCUGCCACUUUGCACCACUGGCAGCAGCUGGCUCAACCUCACCUGGGUGGGAUCCUGGACCCGAGGCCCGGGGUUGUCACUAAGGGCUUCAGGACCCUGGACCUGGACCUGGAUGAAGUGUACUGCCUUAAUGACUAUGAGGAAGAUGAGACAGGUGACAUUUCUUAUAAGGGCCUAACUACCUCGACGCCAGUUCAGCAUACAGAGACCUCAGGUGAGAGGUCACAAGCACAAGUGACUGUUUCAGACAACAAGAAUAACCCCCGCCAAUCUCAGGCUUUCACAGAGGAGAUGCAGGAGUCCGCGACUGACGAUGAUGAGGGGUCUGGUGAGGGAAACUCAUUAAGUCCAGUAAAACUGACAUCUUUACAGGAUUUUGAUUACUGGGCCAUUCUCGCAUCUCUCCAGAACAGCAUCCAUAGUAUUGCUUUGUGUGUAGCAUCUGCACGUUAA
Molecule: messenger RNA, 1977 nt
Organism: Leptosomus discolor (cuckoo roller)
Lineage: Eukaryota; Metazoa; Chordata; Aves; Leptosomiformes; Leptosomidae
Source: RefSeq, a predicted model, not a curated record